Ceutorhynchus assimilis (cabbage seed weevil) is the source of this 3585-nucleotide messenger RNA. Lineage: Eukaryota; Metazoa; Arthropoda; Insecta; Coleoptera; Curculionidae. The record is from the annotation of a GenBank genome assembly.
AUGGCUACUAGAGCAGCUAAAAUUCUGAAAUUAUUGUCUAGUGAACAAAAAAACUCAUUGGAGCUUCCACUUCCAAAAUAUAAAUCGAAAAGGGAUUGUACAAAAGAAAAGCGAUUAAUGGCAUACAAAGACGAACCACUUGUUGGAGGUAAAGAAAUAGUAGCCCCUGAAUCUACAAAUCAAAUAUUUGAGCAAAGUUUGCAAAAUACGGAGCAGGAAUGUUAUGUAAAUGAGCCUACCUGUAUCGAAGAAAAAAAACAGAAUAACUGCAAAUCAGAUGAUUAUCAAACGGAAGAGAAAUUAUUUGAAUCUUCCGGUAGCGAAUAUAUUCCAGACACGACUGAUCAUGAUGAAACCGAUGAAAAUAGUAAUAUUUCGCUUUUAAGUCAAAUAGUUAUGGCGAUACCAGAGGAAAAUGAAUCUUCCUUCACCUGCAACAGAGGAAUAGAAAAUCGAAAUAUUUCAAAUAUAGGAAAUGAAGCAAAUUCUUCCAGGGGCAAUAAACAAAUUAAUAAUGACGAAUCCUUGCCCAGUAAUAUAUCAACGCUACUGCUCGAUUUAUCCAGUGAAGAAAAGGUAUUUUGUUAUCUUCAAAAUUGUAAAGAAACUCAAGAUUUGGACCCAUAUGAAUUCAGCGUAGAAGGACCUGUGGAUAAAUCAUAUAAUAAUAUUAUUGAAAAAAGCCUUUGCUACCUCCCCUAUCUAGAUAUCGUGGAUCCUGCAACUAUUAGAAAUAAAAAAGAAAAAAUUAUUAGUUUGACUAAAGAUAAUGAGAAGGACCAACUAGAAUCUGCACAUGACAGCCAGUUAAUUUCUCCAAAUGCUGAAACAAUGGACUUAACAAACCAAACAAUGGACUUAACAAACCAAACAAUGGACUUAACAAACCAAACAAUGGACUUAACAAACCAAACAAUGGACUUACCAAACCAAACAAUGGACUUACCAAACCAAACAAUGGACUUACCAAACCAAGUGCAGAUUACAAAUAAUUCUGAAUCGAUUGAGAAUAAAGCAACAUCUAUAUGUAUAACAGAACAUGCCACCCGGUUCAACGUACAAGUAACAGACCCACAAAUAUUUACAGCAGCAAUUACCAGUAACAAUAGUGCUGUCGAUAUUUGUGCGUUAGAACGCGAAAAUCCAGAGGCAAAUUCGUGCUUCUCCGAUGAUGCAUCGGAUUUAUCAUGCAAUGAAAAUUCCGACGAAAGCUAUAAACCAUCCUCAUAUCAGUCUAAUUCUUCUAUUGAUGGGGAUGGGAAAGAUUCCAAUAACAUGUACUCUGAUGAGGACCAAGAAAAGCUUAUAUCAACAAUUCAUUUUCCAACUACUUCUACUUCAUUGGAAAACACUGAAGCGAACACUGACAAAGACCUUUGCCCAUUUUGCUUUGAAGAAGUUGGACAUUUUUCACGUCAUUUGAAAAGAAAACAUUCCGAGGAAGAUGCAGUUAAAAAGAUCUUAGAAAUGAAAUACAAUAGUAACGAAAGAAGAGCCGCCAUAAUAGCUUUGCGAAAAAAGGGCAAUUUCAUAUUAAAAACAGAAAAAAACUUCCUGAAACCCGUGAGAAAAGUUAAAAACCGCAACCAAAUCGAUGGAGACUAUUAUCCAUGUACCGGAUGUUUGGGAUACUACAAAAAAACAUACUUGUGGAGGCAUAAAAAAAUCUGCACAGCGACAACUUCUCAUAAUAAAGAUGGUCCAAAAGUCCAACAUCUUACUGAAGCCCAAACAUUUCUAGCAGCAACUGGUUUACUUGGCAAUUAUUUGGAAAAAAGCCGGCUAAAGGCAGAAGUCUUUCCAAUAAUGCGAGCCGAUGAGAUAAGUUAUACUGCCAAAAAAGAUGCAUUAAUAUGUCUUUACGGUGAAUCUUAUUUGAACAAGCACAAAAGAAAGCAAAUGACCGUUGUUACCUCAAACAGAUUACGAGAAAUAGCCCGACUUAAAUUAGCAUUACAAAAAUUUACCACUAUUGAGAAUUGCAUUGACUUUUUAAAACCAGAAAUGUACGAUAAUAUCAUAACUGCAUCCAAACUUAUUAGUGGCUUUAACAGCGAAACAAAAACAUUUAAAGCAUCAUCGUUAGCUCUACAUCUGGGAACAAAUUUGAAGUUUCUUUGUGACGUUGCCAAAAAGGCUUUAAUAACAAGAAAUCCUUUAUUUCCUCGACUAACUGAUACUGAAAAAUAUGAAAAAUUGAAAGACAUAUCUGAAGUUCGAGACCUAAUAAAGAAUCACUGGUGCAACGAUAUAUCAAGUUUAGCAAAUAAAGUGCUAAAUGAGGUCCAGUUAGAAAAACCCAAGUUAUUACCACUAACGGAAGAUAUCAAAUGUUUUAAUAAUUAUAUUUCCACAAAAGCAAUUGAGGCCUAUGAGAAGUUGCAAGAAAAAGAAAAUGUAACCAAUAAUUAUAAAUUGCUUGCUGAGUGUACUCUUUGCCUUGUGUUAGUGUUCAACAGAAAAAGGAUUGGCGAAAUCCAAUUUUUAGAUAUUCAGUCUUACGAAAAAGAUUAUUCUUGUUCAAAUUCCGAAGAAUUUUUGAACGCUCUUACGGAGUUCGAGAAAAAUAUGAGUUCAUGUUUUAAAAGGGUCGUUGUAUUUGGAAAGGGAAGUAAACCAGUUCCAAUAUUAUUUACAAAACAGAUGCAAACAUAUAUCGGCGCACUCCUUAAAAUUCGAAAAGACUAUGACAUUGUUCCCAAGACAAACAAGUACGUAUUUGCAAAUCCUGGUUCAGCAGAUAGAUGGAUGCCUGGAUCGUACUUAAUUCGAAAAUUUGCAUAUAAAUGUGGUGCUAAUAAGCCACAGCUACUAACAUCAACUAAAUUCAGAAAACAAAUUGCUACAAUUCUUCAGCUAAUGAAUUUUGAGAAUGAUGAAAUGGAACAGAUUGCUCGAUUUAUGGGACAUACUGAAAAAACACACAGAGAAUUUUACAGGCUAACUGAAGACAUAUACCAAACUGCGAAAGUUGCCAAAGUACUUAUAUUAUUAAACGCAGGUAAAGGAAACGAAUUCAAAGGAAAAUCUUUAACCGAAAUAGAAGUCAAUCAAGAUGUUUUAGAAUAUGACGACACAGAUGACUUAUGUGAUAAACUUGACAAUAUUGAAAGCAACCAGCCUGUUGCAACUUUACCUUUAACACGCGCAGAUAGUCCCAGUGAGACUACUGAUUCAAUGUCGGAAAAUAAAGCGGAGGUUCCAAAAACAACAUCCAAAAAAUCGCCUGGAGCGAAUGUCUCCAAACUUCGGGGUGGACGUGUACGUUGGACACAACAAGAUAAAAAUCGCGCAGACAGUCCCAGUGAGACUACUGAUUUAAUGCUAAAAAAUACAACGGAGGUGCCAAAAACAAGAGUCAAAAAAUUGCCUGAAGCGAAUUUCUCCAAACUUCGGGGUGGGCGUGUACGUUGGACUCAAGCGGACAAAAAUCUGGUACUAAAUUAUUUUAAAAAAAAUAUAAAAGGCAAGUUUGUGCCAAGAAAACAAGAUUGCUUAGAUUUUAUCCGAAAAAAUAGUUCAUCAUUCAAAGAUAGUGAUUGGGUGCGAAUCAAAACGUUGGUAUAUAACUCUUAUAGGAUCUAA